UUAUAAUAUUGGGAAAAUGAACUUUAAGCAAAUUUCAAUUUCAAAGGACAACGAAAAUUUGAAAAGCUCAGGAAGCCUUCCUUGGAGAGGAGGAGUAAAAUGGGAAGGAACAGGAGAUUUUAUUUUGGCAUUUCCUGGAGACAAGUCUUAAUAGAAGCAUACUUCUGUUAUCUCCAAAUGCUAUACAAGAGACUUAAACACACAUAUAUGCACAUGCUCAAUGACCGUUAAAUUUCCUACAGGUAGGAGAUAGGUACUUGAUCAGCCUCUUGCACUCCUCAGAUGCCUGGUACAGGGCUGGGAUUUGUUGCUCAGUAACACUUGUCUGAAGGGAGAGCCUCAUCUAACAUAAAAAGGGCCUCAAAAUUGAGAGUAGGCCUGGCCUGCAUUAAAGGGCCACCUUAUUUCACAUAUAUGACCAAAGUGUAACAAAGGCUAGUGACCUCACCAUGGAGCCCCACCCUCCUGCUAAGCCACGCCUCCUCACAGUCACAAUGGCUAAGGCCUUAAAUACCCAGACUCCUGGCCUCUGGCUUUGCAAAGCCCCUCAUUUUGGCAGAAAUUACAAUGUCGACCAGCCGCAAAUUAAAGAGUCAUGGCAUGAGGAGGGGCAAGAAUCGAUCUCCCCACAAGGGGGUCAAGAGAGGUAGCAGCAAAAGGAAAUACCGGAAGGGCAGCCUGAAGAGUAGAAAAAGAGGCGAUGAUGGUGAGUGAGGGAUAAGUAGGGGCACAAGCAAACAAGAUGCUUGUUGUUCCAGGGAUCUUCCUUCCUGGGGUUAGUCCUCCUAUGACCCUGAAGUCUCUUCAUCUGGGCAUGAAAGGUAUUUCAUUUCUAAUCAGUGGUCCCUGUUGCAAAUCUGUCCUUCCCCACAGCCAAUCGCAAUUACCGCUCUCACUUGUGAUCCCACCAGUGGGCUCUGCCCUGGUGGACGGCAAACACCACCAGGCAGCAGUGAGAAGACAGCAGAGGGGGACUGCCAAGGAGACCUGCUGGAGUUCAAUCAAAGCCAGUGAAGAUCCUAUCGCAUGGGGGUAAAAUGCCAGCUGUGAUGAAAUGAGGAAUGUAUAUGUUGGCUGUUUCUCCCCAACAUCUCAAUAAAAUUUUGAAAGCUGGAAAGUUUACUUUGAUCUUUUGGUUGGAAAGCUGUGGUUCCUGAGCUAGAGAGACUUGCAUGUUAAAUGACUUGGAGAAUAUCAAAGUACUUUGUCCUUACUACUCCCUCCCAUUGUACCUCAACUCCAUAUUUAGGUCUUUGUUUCCCUCGCCAACAAGGAAAAGG
Messenger RNA from Loxodonta africana (African savanna elephant), 1280 nucleotides. It is a transcript of the gene TNP1, whose product is annotated as transition protein 1. Gene Ontology annotation, molecular function: DNA binding. The transcript has a single exon. The record is from RefSeq and is a predicted model, not a curated record. Gene Ontology annotation, biological process: spermatid nucleus elongation; chromatin remodeling; spermatogenesis. Lineage: Eukaryota; Metazoa; Chordata; Mammalia; Proboscidea; Elephantidae. Gene Ontology annotation, cellular component: nucleosome; male germ cell nucleus. The coding region runs from base 568 to 714 and encodes 48 amino acids.